AUGCCUCCCUACCAGCUGGUUUAUGGUAAGGCCUAUCACUUGUCAAUGGAGUUAGAGCACAGAGCAUAUUGGGCAACAAAUUUUUUGAACUUUGAUGCCAAGGCCACAGGAGAAAAGAGGCUGCCCCAGCUGAAUGAGCUUGUUGAGUCCAGAAACUAUGCUUAUGAGAAUCAUGCUAAGCUUUACAAGGAAAAAGCCAAAAAGUGGCAUGAUAAAAGGAUAGCCACAAGAGUGUUUGAGCCAGGCCAGAGGGUUCUCCUAUUCAACUCCCAGCUCAAGCUCUUUCCAGGAAAGCUCAAAUCCCAGUGGUCAGGACCUUUUGUGGUCACCGAAGUAUCACCUUAUGGUCAUGUGAAACUUUAA
This is a messenger RNA of Arachis stenosperma, 363 nucleotides long. RefSeq lists its product as uncharacterized. Lineage: Eukaryota; Viridiplantae; Streptophyta; Magnoliopsida; Fabales; Fabaceae. The transcript has a single exon. The coding region runs from base 1 to 363 and encodes 120 amino acids. The record is from RefSeq and is a predicted model, not a curated record.